Impatiens glandulifera is the source of this 1408-nucleotide messenger RNA. Its product is annotated as transcription factor MYB61-like. Gene Ontology annotation, biological process: regulation of stomatal movement. Bases 78 to 1253 code for a protein of 391 amino acids. The record is from RefSeq and is a predicted model, not a curated record. The transcript has 2 exons. Lineage: Eukaryota; Viridiplantae; Streptophyta; Magnoliopsida; Ericales; Balsaminaceae.
UCCCUCUCUUCAUUGACAGUUACUACAGAUAGAAAGAAGAAAUCCUUAAUAUUUUGCAUAUUAUUGCAAAUAGAGAAAUGGGCAGACAUUCUUGCUGCUACAAGCAAAAGUUAAGGAAAGGUCUAUGGUCACCUGAGGAAGAUGAGAAGCUUAUCAAACAUAUAACCAAAUUUGGCCAUGGCUGCUGGAGCUCUGUUCCUAAACUUGCAGCUUUACAAAGAUGUGGAAAAAGUUGCAGGCUAAGAUGGAUUAAUUACCUCAGACCUGAUUUGAAGAGAGGAACCUUUUCACAUCAAGAAGAAAGCUUGAUUAUUGAACUCCAUUCUGUUCUUGGAAACAGGUGGUCUCAGAUUGCAGCUCAGUUACCUGGAAGAACAGAUAAUGAGAUUAAGAAUCUUUGGAAUUCUUCAAUUAAGAAGAAGCUCAGGCAAAGAGGAAUUGAUCCCAAUACCCAUAAGCCACUUUCCGAGGUUGAGAAUGAAGAGAAAUUGAACAACAACAUAAACACAGAAAGCAAUCAGAAUUCCGACAAGACAAUUCAGAUGCCGGUGGUAGUUCAGAAUAUUCCUGUAACACCAACCCAUGAAUUCUUCCACGAGGAAAGAUUUGUUAAUUCGUCCCAUGAAAGCUCCACCGCGGGAUUCUUCUCUAUCCAACAACAACAACAACAACAUCAACAACAGCAGCAGUUCAACAAUUAUGAAGCCAGUAUUAUUCCAAACACGGGUCUCUUUCUCAGUCCCAAUUCAAUUCACGACUUCAUAAGUUUUCCUUGUAAUUCCAUGUCGAAACCUUCCAUUAGUCUCCAUUCUGAUCAGAGCACUACCAACUCAAUGGGAUCCUUCACUGUUAAUCACAAUUGGAUUAACAGUACAAGCAGCAAUGGAAGCAGCAGCAGCAACAACAGUAAUGUUGAUCUUCAAAACAACACUUCAUUCUUCGACAACAACACAGCCUUCUCGUGGGGAACAGCAGCAGACGACUGCAUAAUAAUAAAACACGAAAACAACCAAGAGGAAGAAAUGAAAUGGUCCGAAUAUCUAAUGGGUACUUCAGCAAUUCAGAGCCAACUAAAUAUUACUCCUCAGCAUAUCUAUGGAGAUGCUAAACCAGAAAUGCAAUCAAUCAAUAAUCAUAAUAACAUUUGGCCACAGCAACAACAACAACAUGAAUCUUCUUCACAUGGAAGCAUAGACAUAUUUAACAAGCAAUUCCAGAGACUUGCAGCAGAAUCGUAUGGACAAUACUCCUAGCUCUUUCUUUUUCAUUUAAUUACCAGCAAAUUGGAGAUCAAUCAGGCUUUUUUGUUUUCAUUAAGACUGUCUGUCUGUAAAUAGUCAGAUACCAAAAAAAAAUAAAAAAAUUUGUUCUUGUUAUAUGCAUAAUAAAGUACUGUUUGAAUUGAAUU